This is a messenger RNA of Mitosporidium daphniae, 945 nucleotides long. RefSeq lists its product as uncharacterized. The transcript has a single exon. The coding region runs from base 1 to 945 and encodes 314 amino acids. The record is from RefSeq and is a predicted model, not a curated record. Lineage: Eukaryota; Fungi; Microsporidia.
AUGUUGCUAACACUAGAAGCUGUGAGUGCAGAAUUAUGGGCUGCAAGUGCGGCCCCAACAACGGCCAUGCGUUCAAUGAUUUCAGCCAGAAGAGGUUGUUCGCUGCUCGACAAUAUCAUCAGCACAUCGAUGCCCGAUGUUUCCUCCACUACAGCAGCAAAGCUUUCUACAAAGCGUACCAACGCCGCUGCAAUAGGCUCCCUUAGCGUUGCGCCCGCAAGAUGGGCCGCGAGCGAACGCCCCAUGCGUCCAGCCGCAAAUGAUGGCAAAGACAUCGAUGUUGAUGAACCAUUGGGUAUAGGUGCGGAUGCUGGACCGGAUAUCGAUGGAUCCAUCGUCAAUGAUGUGGCUGUGACAAUACCGACAGUGGCCAUGCGUAAGAGCACAUCGCGCGUGAUAACAGUACGCACGGCGGCCUCCCAAGAAAGCAAUAAGACGCCAAGAAGCCCAGGCGCACCUGGUGCCGCAACCUCAAGCUGCAAUGCUGUAGCCUUGCGCUCACCACCGGCCGGCGUGUGCAAAAUACUCAGGGCCUCGCCCAAGGCGCUUAGAAACGGUCGCCCAAUGGUGCUACUCAGGUUUAGUGCUGCUGCUGCUGCAAGCACUGCCGCGUCCAUCGAUGCUCGUUUCACAGAUGUAUAUGAAGAAGUAGAUGGAGGUAUCGAUGACGAUGACGAUGAUGAUGAUAAAGAGGAGGUGAUCGAUGCUGAAGAAGUGCCACUGGUCGUCGCAGUACAUCCGGUCACCAGUUCAGCCGCAGGUGAUGAGCCGCUGCCGCGCCAAAUGUCCAGCGAACGUCGUGGCAUCCCCAACAACUUGGCUGCCUCCACAGCCAUUGGCAGCGCAGGUGCAACCGCGUUUUCUCGCAGCAAAUUUAGCGUACGAAAGAGACCUUCAAUCUCAAAGCGCAGAUUAAGCCGCAACACACGCUCGCCUUCUGAAUAA